AUGCCGCGGAGACAGGACCUCGAGCGUACCGAUCCCGAUGCCUUCAUGGACGAAGAGGAGCUGCGAGCUCGUUCCGCGCCCGAUCGUACAGGCUCUUUCAUCACCAAGAAGCUCGCACUCGGUGCGCUCUCCUACUGCUGGCUCACCGCUGAGCAUCCCGACCCCAGGGGCGAGCAGCUCGUUUCGCUGGCUGCUGCGAUCGAGGCAGCAGAGGCGGGUGAUCAGGCUUUCCCGGGCGAGGCGGCCUUCUUCAUUGACUUCGCCUCGCUGCCUCAAAAGGGGCCCGGCGGACGGCGCACUCCCGCAGAGGCGGCUGCCUUUAGCGCGGCCCUAGGCAACAUGCAGAUAUGGUAUUCGCACCCUCUGGUGACGGCCUUCAUCGCCAGGUCACUCCCCUCCGGCCACGAGAAGGUGUUGCCACUCUGCCGCAACUUGCGCAAGCUUUGGCUUUUCGAGAAUCACAUCGGCGACGACGGCGUCGCUGCUCUCGCCAAGGCCGCGCUCGGCGGCGCGCUUUCGACGUUGGAGGACCUUCACUCUGAUCUCAAGCUCAAGGGGAACCGGAUCGGCGACGACGGCGUGCAGGUCCUGGCGGCCGCCAUGUGUGGAGACGGCGGCGAGGCUGGCAGCUUACCGAGCUUAAAGUUGCUCAACCUCUCGAGCAAUCGAGUUGGUGACUUCGGGGCGAAGGCCUUGGCGAACGCGAUGGCGAGCGGGGCAAUGCCCAGCCUCGGCCUGCUCUACUUGGGCAGCAACCGCAUCGGUGACGCGGGCCUUUGCGCGCUGGCAUCGGCGUCGGCGUCCGCAUCCGGCCUCGAGCAGCUCUACCUCGAGCACAACCAGAUUGGUGCCUUCGAACGCCUCGAGCACCUUGCGCUCGACCACAACAACAUCGGCGACAACGGCGUCCGCGCCCUUGGCACAGCCGCGUGCGAGGGUGCGCUGCCCGCCUGCCGGGUAAUCAGCCUGAACGGCAACCCGUUACUGAGCGAGGAGGCGCAGGAAAAGCUGCGCGGUCGAGGGGUGAGGACGUGA
Messenger RNA from Emiliania huxleyi CCMP1516, 1035 nucleotides. RefSeq lists its product as hypothetical. The coding region runs from base 1 to 1035 and encodes 344 amino acids. The transcript is spliced from 4 exons. Gene Ontology annotation, molecular function: protein binding. The record is from RefSeq and is a predicted model, not a curated record. Lineage: Eukaryota; Haptophyta; Isochrysidales; Noelaerhabdaceae.